AUGGAUACCUAUAACGUCUCAAAUGUUCCGGCGUACCUACGGAUUCUUAAUGGACACAAGCAAUCUCUCAAGAAUGCCCGAAAUCUCAAGGGUCGGCCAGCCAGCUCAGAAAAGUCACGAAAUGAGAUACUAAUGCAAUUUUCAUUUCGGCGGCUUAUGAGCAGUCAACGCCAACCUAAGAGCUCUGUGAACAUUCGAUCUUCCUUUCUACCUUUGGCCUACACUCCAUGCACUACUUCGUUCAAGGACUUGAACAGAGUCAUGAUCAAAGACCUUUGCCUUGAAACUCAUCACCGAGGAACUUAUGUUUUAUUACGAACCAUCACCCCGACCGACACGUUGACCGCUGCUAUGGUCAUCGUGGAGGACGAAGAGGAGAGCGUUCUCAUGUUGCAACUGUACAAUCAAGGGCAAGAGCUUUCCGGAAGAAAUGAUCUCAAUAAAGGAACAGUGAUUGUUGUGAAAGAGCCUUACGUGAAAGUGAUGUCAGACGGUGAUUACGGACUUCGAGUCGACCACUUGUCCGAUGUCAAGUUUAUUCCAGAAUUCGACAGUCUAGUUCCACUCUCCUGGAGAAGAAAGGUUUCCGAGGCUGAUGAGUCUUCCAAUUCUUGGAAGCUAAAGGGAAAUGACUUUUUCAAUAAGGCUAGUUAUCGUGCUGCGAUAGAAUGUUACACGGAGGCUCUGAACUCACAUCCCUCAUCCGAGGUAGCCGUGGCAACCCAGCUCAAUCGUGCACUAACCUUCCUCAAAACUCAUCGGUUUGAUGCAGCUCUCCUUGAUGUUGAAGAAGCAGCAUGCGCACCCAGCCCAUCGGAAAAGGCUCUUUUCCGGAAAGCUCAGGCUCUAUACAAUCUUCAAAGAUUUCAGGAAUCCUGUGAAGCUCAUAAGUUGCUCCGCGAGAGAUAUCCGAAGAACAGUAGUGCUGCGCAGGAAUUCAAGCGAGCCUCUGCCCGGCUUGAUGAGCAAACUAGCGGCGAGUAUAAAUUCAGGCUACUUCAUCUAGAGGCAAGAAAACGUCAACCACCGCACCUCGACCGUGGCAGUUUUAUUGGUCCUGUAUCUGUGCAACCAACCAAGUCUCAUGGAAGAGGUCUAUUCACAAUCGAAGCAGUCAAGGCGGGUGAUCUGCUAUUCUGCGAGAAAGCAUUUGCUCACGCUUUUCAUGAUGCCAAAAGCACAACCCACGAUCUAAAUCUUCUGAUCAAUGCACAGAGCGAUACUAUGACUCUUGGAACUCAAGCAGAGCUCAUUGAAUUGGCUGUUCAAAGACUUUACAAAAAUCCUUCUGUGCUGCCCGCCUUUAUCGAUCUUCACCAUGGCGCAUACAAACCCGUGGCUGUCCAAGAGAUAGAUGGUAUACCUAUCGUGGAUACCUUUCUCGUUGGAAGAAUAAUUCAGCUCAACUGUUUCGGAUGUCCUCUUUCCUCUCGCGAGAGUCACAUGAGCGCCAUGAGAAAUGAUGAAACAGCCAAGAAGUCCAAUGAGCAAUUCCAUUCAUGUGGAAUUUGGCGUCUGGCAUCAUACGUCAAUCAUUCUUGCUUCAGUAAUGCUCGUCGCUCAUUCAUUGGAGACAUGAUGGUUGUUCGUGCCACAAAAGAUCUUGCCCCUGGCACUGAACUUACGUUCUGGUACAAAUCCCCGUUCACGCGUGAUUCCAAGGGAGAUCCAAUGGACUUGGGACACUGGGGCUUCGAAUGUGAUUGUGCCAUAUGUCAAGAAAUUCAAAAAACCGACAAGACUGUCAUGUCAAAGCGAACGAGACUUGAAGCCGACUUGCAGAAGCUAUUCAAUCUGGGUGCGAAGCAUUCAUCGCGGAUCGAAAAAUCAAUUUCCGGGCUUGCGGAAACAUACACCCAGCUUGCUUCUGUGGUUCCUCGUCUUGCACUCUGGAAACCAUGUCUGAGCCUUGCGGCUAUUUUUGCUGCAUCUCAUAAGCCUAAAAGGACUGUUGAGUUUGGAUUGAAGGCUUUAGAGUCACUGGGUUAUGUUAUUGACGGCGGGAAGCUACCUCAUGCUGCAGGAACACCACUGAGUGUGAAGGAAUGGGGAUUGAUGACCGAUGGUGUCGUCGGCUGUUGGAUGAUUCUCUCAGGCGCUUACGAAACUGUAGCGCCUGGUCUUGAGGCUCAAGCGAAGCAAUAUGCUCGGAUUUCUUAUCGAAUCUGUGUUGGCGAAGAUUCAACUUUUGAGGAAACAUAUGGCAAGCUCUCCCAGAGACCUGAUGGCUUCCUAGAGACUGCACAAUAG
Penicillium antarcticum is the source of this 2250-nucleotide messenger RNA. Its product is annotated as TPR domain protein. The record is from RefSeq and is a predicted model, not a curated record. Gene Ontology annotation, molecular function: protein binding. Lineage: Eukaryota; Fungi; Ascomycota; Eurotiomycetes; Eurotiales; Aspergillaceae. The transcript has 3 exons. The coding region runs from base 1 to 2250 and encodes 749 amino acids.